ACACUGGUUCGAGCUGUCAAACAAACCGAAACUUGAAAUCCGCGAAUCCGCAUCGUUUCUCGCGCUGGUUUUCUGUUUGUGAACCAAAAACCCUCAAAAAUUAAACUCUCGCUUCCGCCCUAUCGUCUCCCGCAAUGAACUUCACAUUCGGAACUCCGGGUGCCACUGGAUCGACACCCUCCUUGGGCGCUGCAGCACCGGCCACCACCACAGCUGCCAGCACGGGAUUCAGUUUCGGAGCAUCCCCUUUUGGUACCAACGCGGCCGGUCUAGCACCGGCAGCGUCUGCAACCACAACGACAGCCGCACCUACCGCUGUGGCACCUUCGGCUGCUCCCACACUUAGCUUUGGCACCAAUCUGGCUGCGGGAGGUACGGCUGCUACACCAGCUGCCGCCUCAAUUGCUACCGCUCCCGCCCCCACCACAACCAGCCAGCUGACUCUGGGGAGCUUCACAGCACCGAAACCGGCAGCUCAAACACAACCGGCUGCCAAUCUGACGACAAACACGCAAACCACGCAAUCUUCAUCCGUUGCCGGUGGCCAGCAGCUGAACUUUUGCCAGUUGGAAGAAUUCAUUAACAAGUGGACACUGGAGCUGGAGGAACAAGAGAAGCUCUUUACCAACCAGGCCACACAGGUCAACGCAUGGGACAAACUGCUGCUGGGAAAUGGCGAGAAAAUUGUUGCUCUGAACGAAGCCGUCGAAAAGGUCAAGGCCGAACAGGUCGCUAUGGAGCAAGAGCUGGAAUUCAUCACCGCCCAGCACUCGGAACUGGAAGAAUGCAUCGUUCCGCUCGAGGAUGAACUGUCCAAAAUUGUUCAGGUGGACAUCGAGCGGGGCCAAACGUACUCGAUGGCGGAAACGUUGGAUUCUCAGCUGAAGCAGAUGUCCGAAGAUCUCAAAGAAGUGAUCGAACAUUUGAACGAGUCCAACAAGUACUCCGAUCCGAGCGAUCCCCUGGUACAGAUCGGAAAGAUUCUGAACGCCCACAUGAACUCGCUGCAGUGGAUCGAAUCGUCGACGUCGGCCAUCACAAACCGGCUGGAGGAUAUAGGCAAGAUGCACGACGCCCUGCGAAAAGACAACGAGCGGUCAUUCCGGUUGACUUACUAUGAUAAUUGAAUUGUUUCUCUGCGUGAUGAUGUAUUUCCUUUCCAUAAAAGUUAGUUUAUAAUUUAGAA
This is a messenger RNA of Aedes albopictus (Asian tiger mosquito), 1186 nucleotides long. It is a transcript of the gene Nup62, whose product is annotated as nuclear pore glycoprotein p62. Gene Ontology annotation, cellular component: nuclear pore central transport channel; nuclear pore. The transcript has a single exon. NCBI's taxonomy places the organism in Eukaryota, Metazoa, Arthropoda, Insecta, Diptera, Culicidae. Gene Ontology annotation, biological process: protein import into nucleus; RNA export from nucleus. Gene Ontology annotation, molecular function: structural constituent of nuclear pore; phospholipid binding. The record is from RefSeq and is a predicted model, not a curated record. The coding region runs from base 135 to 1127 and encodes 330 amino acids.